This is a messenger RNA of Scomber scombrus (Atlantic mackerel), 3044 nucleotides long. Its product is annotated as NACHT, LRR and PYD domains-containing protein 12-like. The transcript is spliced from 8 exons. Gene Ontology annotation, molecular function: protein binding. The annotation marks the transcript as partial. NCBI's taxonomy places the organism in Eukaryota, Metazoa, Chordata, Actinopteri, Scombriformes, Scombridae. The record is from RefSeq and is a predicted model, not a curated record.
GGUCUGCAGGAGGUUUUAGAUGAACAUCAGAUCAGUCUGAGCAACACAUGUGAAUGUGUGACUCAAGGAACUGAUGAAGCAGGAAUUGAAAUCCUCCUCAUCAGCAUCUUCACUGAGGUCCACAUCACAGAGGGACAGAGUGAAGAGGUUAAUACCCAACAUGAGGUGAGGCAGCUUGAAACAGCUUCCAAGAUGAAGACCCUCCAUGACGCUCCAAUCAAGUGUCAGGACAUCUUUAAAGUCUUACCUGACCAACAGAAACACAUCAGAGUGGUUCUGAUGAACGGCGUCGCUGGCGUUGGAAAAACCUUCUCAGUGCUGAAGUUCACUCUGGACUGGGCACAGCGCUCCAACAACCAAGAUAUCAGUCUGCUGAUUCUGUUCUCGUUCAGGUCGCUGAACUUGAUCAAAGAUGAGCAGUACAGUCUGCUCAUGCUGAUCCGUGUUUUCUAUCCAACAUUACAGAAGCUCACAGCAGAGAAGCUCGCUGUCUGUAAAGUUUUGUUCAUCUUUGACGGCCUGGAUGAAAGCAGACUUUCACUGGAUUUCAACAACAGUGAGGUCGUGUCUGAUGUCACACAGAAGUCAUCAGUCAGUGUGCUGUUGACAAACCUCAUCAAGGGGAAGCUGCUUCCCUCAGCUCUUAUCUGGAUAACUUCCCGACCUGCAGCAGCCAAUCAGAUCCCUCCUUCAUGUGUUAGCAGGGUAACAGAAGUACGAGGCUUCACUGACGCCCAGAAGGAGGAGUACUUCAGGAGGAGAUUCAGUGAAGAAGAGCAGUCCAGCACAAUCAUCUCACACAUCAAGACAUCCAGGAGCCUCCACAUCAUGUGUCACAUCCCAGUCUUCUGCUGGAUCACUGCUACAGUUCUGGACCACAUGUUGACUACAGACCAGAGAGGAGAGCUGCCCAAGACCCUGACUGACAUGUACUCACACUUCCUGCUGGUUCAGACAAAGAGGAAGAAGAACAAGUAUGAUGAGGGACAUGAGACGAGUCCACAGGAGCUGACGGAGGCUGACAGGAACCUUCUUCUGAAGCUGGGGAGGCUGGCGUUUGAACAAAUGAAGAAAGGAAACAUCAUGUUCUACCAAGAAGACCUGAAGCAGUGUGGUCUUGAUGUCACAGAGGCUGCAGUGUUAUCAGGAGUUUGUACAGAGAUCUUCAAAAGAGAGAGUGUGAUCUUCCAGAAACCAGUCUACAGCUUUGUUCAUCUGAGCGUUCAGGAGUUUCUGGCUGCAGUCUACAUGUACCACUGUUACACCAACAGGAAGACAGAGGUACUGAAGGACUUCCUGGGAGGAUACUACAGUAACUCAUCUCUGGAUGACUUCCUGAUGAAAGCCAUGGUGAGAUCGCUUAAAAGUAAAAAUGGCCACCUGGACCUGUUUGUCCGCUUCCUUCAUGGCCUCUCUCUGGAGUCCAACCAGAGUCUCUUAGGAGGCCUGCUGGGUCAGACAGACAACAGUCCAGAAACCAUCCAGAGAGUCAUCAACAACCUGAAGGAGAAGAAAAGUGAGUUUAACUCUCCUGACAGAAGCAUCAACAUCUUCCACUGUCUGAUGGAGAUGAACGACCGCUCAGUACAUCAGGAGAUCCAAGAGUUCCUGAAGUCAGAGAACAGAUCAGAGAAGGAACUCUCUGUGAUCCACUGCUCAGCUCUGGCCUACAUGCUGCAGAUGUCAGAGGAGGUUCUGGAUGAGUUUGACCUGAAGAAGUACAACACAUCAGUGGAGGGACGACAGAGACUGAUCCCAGCUGUGAGGAACUGCAGAAAGGCUCGACUUUGGGACUGUGGACUCUCAGAGACUCACUGUGAAGUUUUGGCCUCAGCUCUGAAGUCCAACUCCUCCCAUCUGACAGAUCUGGACCUGAGCUACAACAAACUGUCUGAUUCAUCAGUGAAGCGUCUGUCUGCUGGACUGGAGAGUCCAAACUGUAGACUGAAGACUCUGAGACUUUCUUACUGUGAACUCUCAGAGACUCACUGUGAAGUUUUGGCCUCAGCUCUGAAGUCCAACCCUCAUCUGACACAUCUGGACCUGAGCUUCAACAAACUGUCUGAUUCAUCAGUGAAGCGUCUGUCUGCUGGACUGGAGAGUCCAAACUGUAGACUGGAGACUCUGCUACUUUAUAACUGUAAACUCUCAGAGACUCACUGUGAAGUUUUGGCCUCAGCUCUGAAGUCCAACCCUCAUCUGACACAUCUGACCCUGGGUAGAAACAAACUGUCUGAUUCAUCAGUGAAGCGUCUGUCUGCUGGACUAGAGAGUCCAAACUGUAGACUGAAGGCUCUGAGAUUGCAGAGCUGCAGUUUGUCAGAGAUCAGCUGUGAUUAUCUGGCCUCAUCUCUGAAGUCCAACUCCUCCCAUCUGAGAGAGCUGGAUCUGAGAUACAACAACCUGAAGGAUUCAGGAGUGAAGCAGCUGUGUGGUUCUCUGGAGAGUCCAGACUGUAAACUGGAGACUCUGAUAUUGUGGGAGUGCAGUUUGUCAGAGAUCAGCUGUGAUUAUCUGGCCUCAGCUCUGAAGUCCAACUCCUCCCAUCUGAGAGAGCUGGAUCUGAGAUACAACAACCUGAAGGAUUCAGGAGUGAAGCAGCUGUGUGGUUCUCUGGAGAGUCCAGACUGUAAACUGGAGACUCUGAUAUUGAUGUUCUGCAGAUUGUCAAAGAUCAGCUGUGAUUAUCUGGCCUCAGCUCUGAAGUCCAACUCUUCCUCCCAUCUGAGAGAGCUGGAUCUGAGAGGAAACAACCUGCAGGAUUCAGACGUGAAGCAGCUGAUUGAUCUUCAGCAGAGUCCAGACUGCAGACUGGAGACUCUGGGAUGGGGGUCAUGAUCUCUGUCAGAGUGAGAGUGAACAUCCAGGAGUGUUGAGAGAGGAUCAGCUGGAUCCUGAUGAUCCAUCUGGAGUCUGGAUCUGGAUUUUGUCGUCUUCACUUAAGUCUCUUAACUGACUACAAACUGAACAGUUAUCUCUGGAUUUAGCUGAAGUCAGCACUUUACAGAUUUGUUCGACGUGAGCUGUUUGAUGCAGAAAAUAUA